Molecule: messenger RNA, 843 nt
Organism: Pelagomonas calceolata
Lineage: Eukaryota; Pelagophyceae; Pelagomonadales; Pelagomonadaceae
Source: the annotation of a GenBank genome assembly
GCGGCAUGUAACACACUAGGAAGCAGCGGGGCCCGGGCCGCCGCGCGUCGUCCUGACGCUUUGUAGCCGUGCAAACCGCCACAUCGGUGGACCCGUAUCGAGCAGCGAUCGUACGCAGCGUUUUUUCACCGCGGCACGCCGUCGCGACCACCAACAGAGACUCUCUCAGACAUGGGCAAAGGCGGACAUGGAGGUGGAGCAGUCGGAGGCUCGCACAGCCAUAAUGAAGAAUAUCCCGACGACAACUGGAAUUUAUAUCAACACGUCGAUAGGGCCGAAGCUUUAAAUGCCGAAGGGGACGCCAAAUCUGUAUUAAGGCCCUUCGUGCGGCGCCUCGAGACGGAGGGGUCCCUCGUGUCGGACGGCGACGAGGAGCUGCUCGUCAAGAUCACGUUUCUGGCACCAGUGUCCCUGAGAAGGCUGAUGGUCAUCGGCCAGGGCGACCCCGACACGCAUCCUUCGAGGGUCAAGGUCUACGUCGGGAAGGAAGACCUGGACUUCCAGUCGCUUGAAGAUGUUAGACCGACCUUCGAGACGGCCCUACCAGUAAAUCAGCAGGGAGAGGCUUUUGUGCACGUGCACCCUCCGGGCGCGUUCACGAACGUCACGUCCCUGGCCUUCUUCUUCCCGGGCAACCACGGCGAGGGCGACGAGACGUCUUUACAGUACAUCGGGAUGCAGGGCGACCACUCCCACGACAGGAGGGAGGCCGUCGACGCGACGUACGAGCUUGUCUGCCAGCACUCGUCCGUCGAUGUGGCGGCGGAGACGCAGGGGACCAUGGGCGUCUGAUGUCCGCGCCGUCGCCGCGUGUUUGUGAUAAGACUUUGACCCAGACUGGGG